Monopterus albus (swamp eel) is the source of this 2605-nucleotide messenger RNA. It is a transcript of the gene tfg, whose product is annotated as trafficking from ER to golgi regulator. Gene Ontology annotation, biological process: endoplasmic reticulum to Golgi vesicle-mediated transport; COPII vesicle coat assembly. NCBI's taxonomy places the organism in Eukaryota, Metazoa, Chordata, Actinopteri, Synbranchiformes, Synbranchidae. Gene Ontology annotation, cellular component: endoplasmic reticulum exit site. The coding region runs from base 206 to 1429 and encodes 407 amino acids. The record is from RefSeq and is a predicted model, not a curated record. The transcript has 8 exons. Gene Ontology annotation, molecular function: identical protein binding.
UGGUCUGCGGCUGCGCGUAAAGAAUGCCACGUACUGGUUGACGCUGACAGUUUGGAGGAUUCUUCCUGAUGCUGGUACCUAGUUAGGAUAGCUAAUAUUUGUCCACGGUUUUGGAAAAACCUGUGAAGUACAGCGCGGUCAAGUCGUCUGAUUAAGGUGAAAGACUUUCUUGGGGCUGUGGGAGCUGGACAGGUCGGACGGUACCAUGAAUGGCCAGCUGGACCUGAGCGGGAAGCUGAUCAUCAAAGCCCAGCUGGGCGACGACAUCAGACGCAUCCCUAUCCACAAUGAAGACAUAACUUAUGAUGAGCUAGUACUGAUGAUGCAACGUGUCUUCAGGGGCAAACUGCAGAGUAACGACGAGGUUACAAUCAAAUACAAGGAUGAAGAUGAUGACCUCAUCACCAUCUUCGACAGUUCUGACCUCUCCUUUGCCAUCCAGUGCAGUAGAAUACUCAAACUAACUUUAUUUGUGAAUGGUCAGCCACGGCCUUUGGAGUCCAGUCAGGUGAAGUACCUGCGCAGGGAGCUCAUUGAGCUCAGGAAUAAAGUCAACAACCUCCUUGAUAGCCUGGAGCCCCCCACAGAGCCUGGUCUGGCUGCUACAGCACCUGACAGUGAAUCAGUGGAUGGGCGUGAAAGCAAAGUUGUGGCAACGGACCCCACAGUGAAACAGGCCACACCAGUCAGUGCAGCCAGCAUGUCAGCCUUCGACCCAUUAAAAAACCAGGAUGAGGUCAACAAGAAUGUCAUCUCUGCUUUCGGCCUGAGUGAGGACCAGACCCAAGCUCCGCCAGUGGUUGCACAAGAGGAGCGCUCAGGGACCCCUGAUAGCAUCACCUCCUCCUCAUCUGCAGCCCCUCAACCAGGAGUGCCUCCCCAACAACAGGCUCCAUAUGCUGGAGUACAGCAGGGACCCCCAGCUGGCAUGGAUGGUCAGGUGUACCAGCAGUACCAGACUCCAGGUGCAUACCCACCUCAGCAACCAGCUGCCCCACCACAGCAGCAGUAUGGCAUGCAGUACCCUGCAGGAUACACCUCUCAGCCUGGAGCCCCUCAGCCUGGCCCACCACAGCAGCAGCAGCAGUUUCAGAACUAUACUCCUCCAUCUUCCCAGGCUCCAGCCCCAGGUCCAGCUCAAGCCCCGGGCUUCCAGGGUGGCCAGCAACAGCCCCAUCCACCUCAGGGAGCCCAGCAGUAUCCACCAGGAGCCUUUGCUCCCCAAACCUAUACCUCCCAGGCCUCCCAGCCUGUCAACUACAACCUGCCGCCCAGCUCCCAGCCUGGUUCAGCGUACCAGCCCCGCCCAGGAUACACCCCACCUUCAGGCACCACUGUCACCCCUCCACCAGGAGCUGCUAACCCGUAUGCCCGCAACCGCCCCCACUAUGGUCAGGGCUACACUCAGGCGGGCCCUGGAUAUCGGUAAAAAACAAACAAAAAAGAGGAUAGUGGAUGUUACUGAUCCUCACACACCUGCAUACCUGUACCUUAUAUGUGGCUCCAGCUGUUUGGAGCUGGUGCAGGAAACAUGGUUUACUGCUCUGCAGCCCCGUCCCCUCAUACAAAUAUCAGUCUGAAGCAACCACCCACCCCUAGUCUGAUGGUGUUUAUAUGCUGUCUCCAACACAUCACUCUGUUCUGGCCCUGCUGUAGGUUUCCCUUGUAUUAAUUUACUUCUCUUCUCCUGUGUGCUCUGCUUCUUGUGUCCGUCAUUGUGAACAGUUUGCACAAACUGUUUAUCAUGGUAGCUCAUCAUUUUGCAUUUGUCACAUGACAAACAUCUCAGCCGACUGUGUUGAGUUUACCGUGCAUAGAUGCAUUUAAAAGACACUAUCCAAAUGAAAAGUUACCCCUAUGUCGUUUUUGUACUUGAUCAGUUUCAUCACCAUGUUGGUAUUAAUGUCGAUAAACUGCCCCAUGUUGGGAACACUAGCUGGUGUAGUUCUGUCAUGAAGGUUUCUUCUGUUUAUUUAAUCACAUCCAGUUAAAGGAUAAGACCAGUCAUAAUCUAUAUUAACAGUAUUUAACACUCCUCAUACAGAGACUGAAACAAAAUGUUUUGCCUCUGCAUUCAUUUGUCUGCCCUAGGGACCUCCACCGUUGUUCAAAAUGAUUAAAAGCACAGUGAAACACACCACUGCACUAAUUGACAUUUCUUCAUUAUGAAACAUGAGACCCACAUUUUUAUUUUAAUGUUGCUCUAAAGACUCGAAGCAAGAGUCAAGGACCCAUGCACAGGAUCUUUGGAUAUUCUUCGGGUCUGGUGUUUCGUAAUGAGGAACUGUCACACAGUGCAGUGGUGUCUUUCUCCGAUGGUUUUUGAACAAUGUAGGUCUAUGGCCCAGAUGAAUAAGAUAAUCCAGGACUUAAGUACUGACUGACAUCAACAGGGAGUAGAGACAAUUCAUUGUUGGUUCUAGUCUCUGAAUGGGGAGAGUUAAAAAUACUGUUAAAUGAUGCACCUAACCUUUUAAUCUUGCUAAUCCUCUGUCACUGGGUUUUACUAAUAUCAAAUUAAAGUCCACCUCAAAGUGAGUUUAGUUGUGUAUGUAAAAACUAACUUUUUGUUGAACUUAAUAAAAUGAUCAGGACCCAGCUGGAA